Molecule: messenger RNA, 1602 nt
Organism: Sinocyclocheilus rhinocerous
Lineage: Eukaryota; Metazoa; Chordata; Actinopteri; Cypriniformes; Cyprinidae
Exons: 8
Coding region: 131-850 (239 amino acids)
Source: RefSeq, a predicted model, not a curated record
CCAUACAUUAUGACUAUAAUAAUCCUUAAACAAGACUCAGUGAUCUCAGUUGAAUUUGUUCAGCUUAAAUCUCUAAAACGGUCUCUCUUCUGCAGGUGUGUUUGGUUAUACGGAUGAAGUGAAGUCAGUGAUGGAGGGAGAUUCUGUCACUUUAUAUACUGAUCUUACUGAAAUACAGAAAGCUGAUCUGAUACUGUGGACGUUUGGGUCUGACAACACUCGAAUAGUUCAAAUCAACAGAAUGGCCAAUAAGAUCUCAUUAUAUGAUGAUGCUCUUGACGGGAGAUUCAGAGACAGACUGAAGGUGGAUCAUCAAACUGGAUCUCUGACCAUCACAGACACCACAACUCAACAUACUGGAGUUUACAGAUUUUUACAGAUCAUUGAUGGAAAAGAGGUGCUGCCCAAGAAAUUCCGUAUUAUUAUUUCCGCUCAUCUGCCUGUUCCUGUCAUCAGCAGAAACUCUUCUCAGUGUUCUUCACCAUCAGGAUCAUCAGCGUCCAGAUGUGUGCUGCUGUGUUCAGUGUUGAAUGUGAGUCAUGUGGCUCUCUCCUGGUACAAAGGAAACAGUUUAUUGUCCAGCAUCAGUGUGUCUGAUCUCAGCAUCAGUCUCUCUCUACCUCUGGAGGUGGAAUAUCAGGAUAAAAACAGCUACAGCUGUGUGCUCAACAAUCCCAUCAGCAACCAGACCACACAUCUGGACAUCACUCAACUCUGUCACACAUGUGCAGCACCAGGUUUGUCCACAGGUCAUAUAGCGCUGGUUUGUGCUUGUGCUCUGGCUGUGGCUGCAGUUUUGUGUGGUAUUUAUUAUUACUGCCAGCGCAAGACGCGUAAAAAGGCAAGAUAAAGGCGAUGAACCUGACGGAGAGGAACUCAAGAGCCUAAAAGGUGUAGUUCCUGGAAACAAUGGAGACGUUCAUCAGCCAAACCAUGAUGGGGAAACGUCUAAUGAGGACAGACAUUCAAAAAAUGGUGUGCUUCUUAAGGAAGAUAAAAUCACAUCAAUGCCAGUGAUUGAGGGACAAUCUGUCACGCUACACACUGAUCUUACUGAAAUACGGGAAAUUGACAUGAUAUGGUGGAAGUUUGCAGAUUCCAAAGAACGCAGUUGUGCUAAAUUUGUUUUAAUAGCUACGCUGAAUAAAACAAACAAUGAGGUAAACCUAUAUAAUGAAACAAUUCAACAAUUCAAAGACAGUUUGAAACUGAACCUCGAUACAGGAUCUCUCACCAUCACAAGCAUCACACCUGAACAUUAUGGAUUUUAUAAACUACACAUCACCAGCAAAGAAUAGAUGGUCGUUCAUACCUUCAGUGUUGUUGCUCAAAACCUAAUUAGAAGAGAGCGGACCCAAAGACUUCUCCAGAGGAGUCAAACCUGCCCAUGAUUACAACAGAUGACCUUAUAGUAUAUAAAGACUGGAAUAUUAUCCACAUUUCAAUUCCACUGACAAAAACAAGAAACAUUUUCUACUUUUCUCAACAAUCUAACAUCCCUAAUGACCAAAAAAAACACUUUAAUGACAAAGGUAAAGUUGAGUGUUCAAUAUGAACUGACAUAAAACACAACAUAUGUCACACUACACUUGCAUUUGUCCA